GGGAACUCGCCGAUCGUCCGUCACAGUUCGUGGUCGGCCUCUCUUGCGAGGCGCGGGCGCGUCAGUCAUUGCUUCGACCAUCGUGUAUUGCUUUUGAGGCCUUUUCUUUUUCUUGAAGACAUGCAGUGUGAUGUAAUGGAGAAUAUGAGAACGCGAAAAAGACGUGACGGCGUUGCUUUACUCAUCGGGGUGUGUUGUCGGGACUGUUGAAUAAUCGAAAAAUUGGUGGGUCGCCACGAUUGGCCCGAACUGCGCCCAAAGUUUAUGGCUUUGAAAUUGGCUGGAUUUAGAGGAAACAGGCUCUCAUGAACGUCAUCAACUUAUCAAGACCGAGCGCGCCGCAACGAGGAAUAUAAAUCGAAUCAUCGACCUCAUCUAACGCCAUAAUUCUCCAUCUCCAAUGCUCCGAAAUACCUUCAUCCGCAGCAUACAGCGUACAGCUCUCGCAACAUGUCUUCAUUCACUCAGCCAAUGCCAGUAGUUGCCUGCGGCAAAAUACCUGCGAUGGGGAAAUCAAUCUCCCAGCACCUGCUGCCUGAAUAUGAAGUCAUCCACUUCAUCCUGUCAUAUGAGGCUGCAGAGGCUGAGCUCCCGCAUCUGCUUGUAGGUCGCGAUCCUCAGUCUCGGAGCCCCGAUGAGAUCGGAACCCACGAUUACAGCCGGCCUCCUCGCGCGGUAAUCUUCGGUCGCGGCUAUGAGCCUCAGCAGGUUGAAGAACUUAAGAAGAAAUUCGCGGGUGUUGCUAAAGAACCUGUUGCUUGGGUGAGGGGGAAUCCAGCGGAUUUGCCUGCCGGGGCUGCUGGGCCUGACUAUGCUCAGAAUAUCGCGGCGGAUAUGAAGAAGGUGCUUAAAAAAUGGAGGGACGGGGGAGAAAAAGAUGAGGAGAUUUUGGUGUACUAGUUGCUUUGUCGGGGAGAGAUUAUCUAAGGUCAUCAAGGCUGCAGCUGGGAAUGGCGGGGGUGCCAGGAGAUGGUGGCAUUGCUUCUUGAUCAGCGAGGAGACCAGAUUACUAUUACAGAGGAGGUUGUUAGAAGGAAAUUGGCAGAAUGGCAAAGAAGUGUAAGUAGCAAUGUUGGGACCCCGAAUUUUCCACUACCAAUGGUUGUAUGUGCUAAAAAUCAAGCCAAUUCAACAUAUAAGACUCAUUAUACCAAAUAAACUAAUAAAUAGCGGC
This is a messenger RNA of Trichoderma asperellum CBS 433.97, 1174 nucleotides long. RefSeq lists its product as uncharacterized. The record is from RefSeq and is a predicted model, not a curated record. NCBI's taxonomy places the organism in Eukaryota, Fungi, Ascomycota, Sordariomycetes, Hypocreales, Hypocreaceae.